UCCAAAUUAGAAGCCGACGAUUGGCGGGAAACAAAACAAAAGGGAAAGAGGUGACGUUGUAAAACGACCUUUGUACCCAAACAAAACCGAUUGUUUUGUUGGUGUCGCGGUAAUUUAAUAACGCGAGCUCACUUAAAAACAACACUGCACUAUACGUACCUUGUAAUGCAGGAGUAAUAGACUGUACAUUUAUGCAGGAUCCAAGUAUCCAUACGCAAGCGAUGAUCCAAAUCUGGCUCGAAUUGACCAAUGUUUAGCUCAGAGGGGCUCCGCCGAUGGGAGUGAAACGCCGAAUGCCUCGAGCAGUGGACCGUAGGGGGGAAAUAUAAAAAAUAAAACAAGACUUUUUCUUAUUAUAAGUCAACUAUUUAUUGCUAGUUUGGUUGGUGGGUAACAAUAUUACCUUUGGCAACAAUAUGCCUCUCUAUGCACAACGAUAUGUGCUGCAAACGAUAUUGCGAGUGUUGUCUGUCCGAAUGACAGCGAAAUACUACUUGAUGUCUAAAGGAGGCGGCAUAGCAAGUGACAACUAAUUACUCGUUAAAAUGUCAAAGGCGCUAGCACAAGGUUGCAAUAAACCGUAGCGCGUACAUUUUAACGAAUAAUUAAGGACCAAACCAGGGGUCAAUAAAAAGCAAUAUUUAACGCAAUUCUAAAUUAAACAAGCAAUCUUUGAUAAACACCACAGUUGCAUUCUUCCCUUGAAAAUUUUCUUGAAAAAUUCUGUCUGUAUGACCGAAAAUGUUAAUUUCGAGCUUGUGCAGCCUCUUCCGACAAUUGAUCGAUUGGAAGCAGUACAUUAUCUAUUAUCAUUAUCUAUGAUGGUGACUCCAUGUAAUAGUGAUUUAUGCAUUGAUGGAGUCAUGGGAUGCCAGUCGGAUAAUUCCACAAACAGUUGCGCGGUGUUUAAGGCAUAUUCUUUGAAUUUUGAUGUAUUUAUUUUGUGUCCACUUGAAGUCGCCUCUAAUAAGAUUUUAAAUGGUUAAUGCCUGUUAUGUCCGCCACUAAUCCUGUGUUUUAAAAAAUCUCCUACUCGUAUUGCUAUCAUUGGUAUUAUCAAAAUUGACUUUAGGCAUGCCCACCAACAGCACAGUUUCCACGCGGAAUCUUUCUUGGAUUUCUUUUUUCCUUUCUUCUUCUAAUGCUAUUUCUUCCUGUGUCCUUUUCUUUCCAUAUUUCUUCACGGGCAAUUUAUAUGCCAAAUGCAGAGUGCUUUCAAAAAUACGUAUUUCUGCGUGCAAUACCGAAUUGCCAAACUCAAGAGCACCUUUGGUGGGUAGCACUCUUGUUUUGCUUUCAACAAAAGGUUGUAACAAGGGUAAUGCUUCGGGUUAGUUGCCCUUAUUAUUUCAUAUUGUCGUCUUGUUCGAUCAGCUUCUACGAACAUUUUGAGUGCUUGGGACGGGGUCAAAGGAGCAAUUGUUUCAUUGGUCUUGAAAUAGGCUUUUCUAUACUUACUAGCCUUUGUUUUUGAACUUCCUAUUUCUUUGAGCAAUUUUGAGGCAUUUCUUUGUCCACUCGUUUGCAAUACAACAUUAAAUACAUACAAAAAAUUCGUACACAUUAAAUAUGGUACAAUUCCUAUGUGGACUUGGUCCAAGAAAAGGGCUAGCCUUAAAAAAAAAUUCUUAAACAGACAAAUCAAAGAUUGGAAAACAGAACUCAGUUAAUGACAUUAUGUCACCUAGGUCCCAAAGUAUUUAUAAACUGUUCUGGAUUUAUAAAAAUUGAUACAAGCUCGCUUGGUGAUAGUACAGAAGCAUAUGUGGAGGUUCUUGAUGGAUCUCGAGUACAUCCGGAAAAAUAUGAAUGGGCUCGAAAAAUGGCAAUUGAUGCAAUGGAAUAUGACGACGAAGAAUCCAAUUCCGCCGGCGCGUUAGAAGAAAUUUUAGAAAGCCCCGAAAGACCACAAGAUCUCGAUCUUGAUGCAUUUGCUGUAGAGCUCGAACGACAAGGUUUCGGAAACAAGAGCAUAACACUAUAUGAUAUCAGAUCUGAGUUGAAUUCAUUGUACAAAGACAUCAGAAUUCCAUAUCGCUCAGCAAAUUCUAAAGAACUGUUCGAUAUGUUAACUAAAGAAACACCUGAAUCGUUUUAUGUUGGAAAAAUGGUGUUAGCCACGGUUGCAGGGAUUUCUCAUCGUAAGCCACAAGGAGAACAAUUAGACCAAGCAAAUCCAGUUCAAAAUGAUGAGACCGGUAAUUGGCAAUGUCCUUUUUAUUUAAAAGAGGAUUUUCUAGAAUUAUCGGAAGUUUGGAAUAAUUUCGAUGCUGGUGCUUGUCCUGGCCAAGCUACUGGUGUCAAACUUCGUCUCGACAAUGGUCUGUCGGGUUUUAUACAUAUUAAAAAAUUAUCCGAUUAACACAUUAAAAAUCCUGAAGAAAGAGUUCAGUCCGGUCAAGCAAUACAUGUAAGAAUUAUCAAAAUAGAUGUCGAUCGUUUUUCAGUUGAUUGUUCAUCAAAGAGUUCUGAUCUAAUGGACAAAAAUCACGAAUGGCGACCAAGGCGAGAUCCAUUUUAUGAUUAUGAGCAAGAAGAAGUAGACAACUCUAAAGAAAAAGAUCAGAAACAAGUUAGAACAAAACAACAAUAUGUAAAGCGGGUAAUUAUACAUCCUUCUUUUCAUAACAAAUCUUAUGCCGAAGUUGUAAAAAUAAUGGAAAAUAUGGAUCAGGGCGAAGUAUUUGUUCGACCAUCGAGUAAAGGUUCAGAUCACUUAACUGUAACGUGGAAAGUAAAAAAUUAUAUUUAUCAGCACAUAGAUGUUCGCGAGGAAGGCAAAGAAAACGCCUUCAGUUUAGGCCAAAGGCUAUGGAUUGGAAACGAAGAGUUUGAAGAUUUGGAUGAAAUUAUAGCAAGACAUGUUAAUCCCAUGGCAGCUUGUGCUCGAGAACUACUCACUUAUAAAUACUAUCGUGAUACAGGAGGCGGACAUAAGGACAAGAUGGAAGAGUUAUUGAAAGAAGAAAAAACAAAAGACCCCAGAAAAAUACACUAUUUUAUUUCAGCAUCCACAAAUUAUCCUGGAAAAUUUUUGCUAUCAUACUUACCCAAAAACAAAAGCCGACAUGAAUACAUAACUGUAAUUCCAGAAGGGUUUCGUUUUAGAGGGAAAAUUUUUGAUUCACUAAAUGGCCUACUUAAAUGGUUUAAAGAUCAUUAUUCUGACCCUAUUGUGACAAACACUCCAGUGUCCACUUCCCAGCUUAACUCUUUAUCAAGAAUGAGCAACGCUGGGUAUGAUACGCCCAGAGUAACUGAUUCAAGAACUUCG
Molecule: messenger RNA, 3274 nt
Organism: Musca domestica (house fly)
Lineage: Eukaryota; Metazoa; Arthropoda; Insecta; Diptera; Muscidae
Product: transcription elongation factor SPT6-like
Exons: 1
Coding region: 1670-2362 (230 amino acids)
Biological process (GO): positive regulation of transcription elongation by RNA polymerase II; nucleosome organization; mRNA transcription by RNA polymerase II
Cellular component (GO): transcription elongation factor complex
Molecular function (GO): histone binding; nucleosome binding
Source: RefSeq, a predicted model, not a curated record